UUUACGGUUUGUACCUAUGACCAUAUCCCUCUUUGUGACCAUUGACGACUUUUACGACUGAAUAUCCGAACAUUCCGCCUGCGAAACUCAUCUACUGGACUCACGGUCACCAGCGCUUUCUCUGUCUCUUCUCCGUUGUCACCAACUCUGACCUCUCUGUAUGCGCCCAUCACAGUAAUAUAGAACGGAGCUUCCUGAACCUCCCCACGCCCUGUUUAGAAUUGCGCCGAAUCAACUACCACAUCGGCCCUCACAGCCAGUUUCAUAAGCCUUCGCCAUGUCAGCGACGGAACAGAAGCUGGUCUGGAAUCCAGACAACAUUCGAGACAUCGCCGAGUCAGUGGGAAUAGCACAAUUGAAUGAGGAUGCCGUACGAUCGCUAUCAGCAGAGGUUGAAUACCGAGUAGGACAGGUUAUCACAGAAGCUAUGCGAGUGAUGCAUCAGGGAAAGAGAACGGUUUUGGGAACUCAGGAUAUAUCACAGGCGCUGAAGGUCUUGGAUGUGGAGCCAUUAUAUGGUUACGAAUCUACACGACCUCUGAGAUUUGGGGAGGCCUCUUUAGGUCCUGGUCAACCUCUGUUCUAUAUUGAGGACGAGGAGGUGGAUUUUGAGAAGCUGAUAAAUGCACCAUUACCAAAGGUACCGAGGGAUAUGUCGAUUACUGGUAUGUUGUUCUAGUGUCUAUUGGGGAGCGUUGCUGACUUUAAACAGCACAUUGGCUUGCCAUCGAAGGCGUUCAACCUUCAAUACCUCAGAACCCAACAACAGCGGAGGCAAGAGCUUCAGAAUUAGUACCAAAGGGACCCGGCGCAAACCCAGCUCUUGCAGCUCUGGCAGGAAUCGACAAUGUAGCAUUCAAACCCCUCGUCAAACACGUCGUCUCAAAAGAACUCAUCCUCUUCUUCGACAAAAUUCGACAAGCAAUCCUCGAUGAAGACCCUGACCCAGACGUCGCAACCCUCCGCGCAGCAGCCCUUGAAAGCGUCCGUUCAGAUCCAGGUCUCCAUCAACUAGUGCCCUACUUUGUAGAAUUCGUAGCGGAAAAAAUCACGCAUUGCAGCAACAGUCUCUUCAUCCUGGGUCGAAUGAUGGAACUCAUCAGCGCAAUAAUCGACAACAAAACUCUCUUCAUCGCACCAUAUGUCAUUUCCCUCUGUCCCACCAUCCUCACCUGUCUCACCGCACGCCAUCUCGGUCCCGAAGGCCAGAAUCUCGAGACGUUGAAAGAUCAAUUCCAAUUACGUGAUUUAGCUGCUUCCCUCAUUGGCAAAAUCUCCCAUAAAUACGCAGAGACUAGCGUCCAGCUACGACCCCGUCUUACCAGAACAUGUCUCAAAUACUUCCUCGACCCCAAACACACUCUCGGCGGGCACUACGGCGCCAUCUCCGCUCUCCGCACUAUCGGCGGUCCGGAAGUCAUCCGUGCCAUCCUUCUCCCCAACAUCAAACCCUUCUCAGAGCAUGUCAUUGCAAAAGCUAUACAGGAAAGAGGGGCGGGAGAUGAGAGUGUGAGUAUGGUCCUUGCGGCCUUGGUCAAGGCUGUUGCUUGUCUGGGUGAGGGCAGCAAGGAAAGCUUCCUCACGAAUGGGAAUGCGAUGAAUGGCGUGAUUAGUACGGGGGAUACACUGGCUAUGGAGGAGUUCUUGGGGAAGGAGGUGGGGAGUAGGGUUGUGCUAUUGGGGGAUGCGGGGUUGAAUAAGGCGGUUUUGGAGGCGAGGGAGAAGGGGAAGUAG
Molecule: messenger RNA, 1734 nt
Organism: Hymenoscyphus albidus
Lineage: Eukaryota; Fungi; Ascomycota; Leotiomycetes; Helotiales; Helotiaceae
Source: the annotation of a GenBank genome assembly